AUGUCACACUUUGAGUGCAGGAUCAGACGCAGCAUCACCAUCACACCUGUGCAGUUCAUACAGACAGAUUUGCUCCCUGCGGACACCUCGAUCUCCUUCCACGUCCAUCUACCACAAAGCUCAGACCCUCUACCACUCGCUCUGUGGUCCUCUCUCUGUCAUCCCACCACGUCUGCAGAGUGGGUGCCAGCUCCCUCCCCCAGGGGUGGGAGUGAGGAGCUGGGGGACGGACUCGACAAACCCCUAGAGAAUGAUGCCGAGGGUGUGUGGAGCCCUGACAUCGAGCAGAGCUUCCAGGAGGCCCUGGCCAUCUACCCACCCUGUGGCCGUAGGAAGAUCAUCCUCUCAGAUGAGGGCAAGAUGUACGGAAGAAAUGAGUUGAUUGCACGAUACAUCAAACUUCGCACAGGGAAAACGCGGACCAGGAAGCAGGUGUCUAGUCAUAUCCAGGUUCUAGCUCGACGGAAGGCCAGGGAGAUCCAGGUGAAGCUGAAGGAUCAGGCUGCCAAAGACAAGGCCCUCCAGAGCAUGGCCACCAUGUCAUCAGCCCAGAUCAUAUCGCCCACAGCCUUCCAGAACAAGAUGGCUCUCCAGGGCCUGUCUCGGCCAGCUUACCCCACUAGUGGUGGGUUUUGGCACGGGGCACUUCCAGCACAGCCAGGAAGCCAUGAAGACAUUAAGCCCUUUUCCCAACAGAGCUAUGCCAUGCAAGCGUCUGGCCCUGCCCCGAUAACAGUUUAUGAUAACACACAGGGGCUGUCCAUGUCUCCUGGUGCCCCCCCUUGGCAGGGUCGAAGUAUUGCCAGCUCCAAGCUGCGAAUGCUGGAGUUCUCCGCCUUCCUAGAGCAACCUCAAGACCCGGAGACUUUCAACAAGCACCUGUUUGUGCAUAUCGGCCAGUCCAAUCCGAGCUACAGCGACCCCUAUCUGGAGUCGGUGGACAUCAGGCAGAUCUAUGACAAGUUCCCAGAGAAGAAAGGGGGCCUGAAAGAGCUGUUUGACAAGGGGCCACCCAACGCUUUCUUUCUCGUCAAGUUCUGGGCGGACCUUAGUGUAAACCUGCAGGAUGACAGCAGCUUCUUUUAUGGUGUGUCCAGCCAGUACGAGAGCUCUGAGAACAUGAUUAUCACCUCAUCCACCAAGGUCUGUUCCUUUGGCAAACAGGUGGUGGAGAAAGUUGAGACGGAGUACGCGCGUUUCGAAAAUGGACGCUAUGUGUUUCGGAUCCACCGCUCUCCGUUGUGCGAAUACAUGAUCAACUUUAUCCACAAGCUUAAACACCUGCCGGAGAAGUACAUGAUGAACAGCGUACUGGAAAACUUCACUAUCUUACAGGUGGUGACUAACAGGGACACACUGGAGACCCUGCUGUGCAUAGCCUACGUCUUCGAGGUGUCCACUAGCGAGCACGGAGCGCAGCAUCAUAUUUACAGGCUAGUCAAAGACUGACACGGCCUCUCACUCUGAACUUACCAGUUCUAGACCCAUUGUAGCACACCGGUGAGCAACAACACUAAACAAUAGACUACUUCCUCUACAAGAUGAAUUCAUACGAGGCGGUCGGGAGCCUGGAGAAGCACAGGCUGUGACGGUUUGUGCAGGAACACAACUACUGCUGAACAAGAGUUAGAUUUGGGACUGUGGAAGUUGAAACUGGCUGUGUGUGAAGAGGAGGACCACUGUGUACACUGUGGUUUCUAUGCCAAAGGAGCCAAACAUAGCUAAGAAGACCUGCAUGAGAGAGUUGUAAUUGGUGGUGUUUUUUUCCAUCUCAUUUUUACUAGCGCUUGUUUUUAAUUUAGAUUCUUUUACACACAUGCAUGUGCAGGGGAUGUUUGUGACAGAGAAGUCUGGCUGCCUCAGGGUGCCAUCUAGUGACUUAAAUAUAAAUAUAUAUAAAAAUGGGAAAAAUAAUAAAAGUAUACUGAGAAUCCCUUAUUUGCACAUCCGAAAGAAAAAAAAUCACUGUUUUUUUGUGCCAAUGUUUUGCGAUUAUGUACAGUGCCACAACCUUCUCUUAACAGAGUUACGUUGACAGGUGGCUAAAACGAUUUAAAAGAACUUGUAUUCACUUUGUUUGAUGUUGAAUGUUGAAUGUCUUACUGUUUUUUGAUUGAAAACUGUCUGACUGCAACAAAAGGCACAUAAUAACACUGCUAACUUGAACCAGAUUUGGACUUGUAAGCCGAUUAUCGAAGUUGUCUGCAUCUGUAACUUGCCCUGAGGUGUCACAUGAAAAUACAAGUGUUUCUUACAUAA
Molecule: messenger RNA, 2259 nt
Organism: Maylandia zebra (zebra mbuna)
Lineage: Eukaryota; Metazoa; Chordata; Actinopteri; Cichliformes; Cichlidae
Gene: tead4
Product: TEA domain transcription factor 4
Biological process (GO): hippo signaling; regulation of transcription by RNA polymerase II; embryonic organ development
Cellular component (GO): transcription regulator complex
Molecular function (GO): RNA polymerase II cis-regulatory region sequence-specific DNA binding; DNA-binding transcription factor activity, RNA polymerase II-specific
Source: RefSeq, a predicted model, not a curated record